CUGAAGUGCAUGAAGUGCAAAGAGGGGCCUCCGGUGUUGAUCAUCCGUGUUGGAGAUGCUUUUUGCAAGGCCUGUUUCAAGGAUUACUUUGUCCACAAGUUCCGUGCCACGCUUGGAAAGAAUCGCUGCAUUUUUCCUGGAGAGAAGGUUCUCCUUGCGUUUUCGGGUGGACCCGCCUCCAGUGCAAUGGUGCGACAAGUCCAAGAGGGCCUGAGUCGGGAUGCAGCCAAGAAACUCCGCUUCAAGCCAGGCAUCGUCUUUGUUGAUGAAGGAGCUGUGUGUGGACAGGACCUGGGGAAGAGACGAGAGGUCCACAGUCAGGUGGAGAUGAUCCUGAGAGCCACAGGGUUUCCUUUUCAUCUGGUGCACUUGGAGGAGGUGUUUGACCUUCCUGGCUCCAUCUUGCGCUCCAUUUCCCACAAUGCCACAGAUGACAGCCAGAGUUACAAGGAGGCUGUGGAUGGUUUCAUACGGCGGCAGCAGCAGCAGCAGAGUGAAAGGACUGGGGACUCUCUGCCAGGCCAGCUGUCUGAGCUUAGCGUACGAUGCCCUCCAGGGAAGGAGGCAGUGGAGGUCCCCGGGCCUCUGUCCGUCUCACACACGGCAGAACUGACCCACCUCUUUAGAGCAGUGAAGACGCUGACUGCCAAGGAGGAACUCCUGCAGACACUCCGGAACCACCUGAUCCUACACGUGGCCCGGACAAACGGCUACACCAAAGUGAUGAUGGGGGACAGCUGUACCCGCGUGGCUGUCAAGUUGCUGGCCAACCUCUGCCUGGGCCGGGGGGCCUUCCUCGCAGGAGACACAGGCUUCUCCGAUAGCCGCCACGGCGACGUGCUCGUGUUGCGCCCCAUGCGGGAGUAUUCUGCCAAAGAGAUCGCCUUCUACAACCGCCUCUUCGGGGUGCCCGCCGUCUUCACGCCGUCACUGGAUACUAAAGUAAGGGGGGCAGCUCUGCAUCGAAGUUCACCGCCUGUUCCGGCUGCCCAAAUACAGCGGCCUUGUUCCCCCCCCCCCCCGGCCCCCGGCCGGCCUCCCCAUUACCCCUUGAUAAGCUUCCUCUACAAGCUGCAGUCAGAGUUCCCCGCUACCAUCAGCACUGUCUACCGGACAGGCGAGAAACUUGGGACAACCCCUCGAGACGCUGGCGGAGACGCAGAGCCUGAGCGUUGCCUCUUAUGCCUCUGUCACCUGGACACCAGUGUUGUCGACGGCUCCUCCUUGCAGUCCACGCUGCUGUCUGAAGAGCUCUGCCGGAAACCACCACCGUCUGCUGGAAGCGGUUGCUGCGGGGGGGCUCCGAACGAGACGGGCUGCUGCAGGAGCUCUCCGACGGCAGGGGCCGUUCCAUCCCAGGCCGUGCUUUUCCCGCUGCUGUGCUACAGCUGCCGGCUGACCGUCAAAGACAUGACUUGCCUGGAACCUCUCCCACCGUAUGUCCACUCCGAGGCUGAGCGCCGUCAGCGCAGGGCUGCGAUGAAGCAAGAGAUCCAAGAGUUCCUUCUUGAGGACGACCUCCCUGCGAGCUGACGGCCCAAGCCAAGCCCAGCACCAACCACGCCGGGAGAAGACGGCGUUGGCCUUUCCGCUCCUGUUGUCAUGCCCCUUUUCUAAAAUAAAUUAUUUUGAAUCCAGGAGUGGCUGACCGUGGCUGCAGAAGCGCACACCCACUAGUUAUAGGGUCUUGAUCAUUUUCAGUGUGCAAAUUGCUUGAAAACCCCUGCAGGAUUAAAAAAACAACAACACCCCUACGAGGUAGACCACCAGGACUUUUGCUGAAGCCCCAGAGUGCUGGAAGCUGCAGAGGCAUCUUCUCUCGGCGUGAUCGAAAACCCUUCCGUCGAAAGGCCCAGCAGUACUGAGACAGUAGAAGGUGACGCUGAUCUUCCUCCCCCACCAAGAAGUUGCCAUUUCUAUACGCUGCCCUAAGAACUUACCAUGCUUGAACUCCGGGGUAGCAAAAUAUUUAAAACGAGUUCUCCCCCCCCCCGCUCGUAAAGUGAGUUGGUUCAACUGUGUGCCCUCUAAC
Messenger RNA from Gekko japonicus, 2032 nucleotides. It is a transcript of the gene CTU2, whose product is annotated as cytosolic thiouridylase subunit 2 homolog (S. pombe). Gene Ontology annotation, cellular component: cytosol. Lineage: Eukaryota; Metazoa; Chordata; Lepidosauria; Squamata; Gekkonidae. Gene Ontology annotation, molecular function: tRNA binding; sulfurtransferase activity. The record is from RefSeq and is a predicted model, not a curated record. The transcript has 14 exons. Bases 10 to 1533 code for a protein of 507 amino acids. Gene Ontology annotation, biological process: tRNA wobble position uridine thiolation.